CCGCUGUGUUUGUAAACCGAGUGCCAAUAAUUCUGCAGUGAAGUGCACAAGGGACAGAAAUCUUCUGGGUUAAACUCGUCCCAAACUCUACGUCGAUAAACCGAAUAUGCCGUACAUUCUGGUCAGCACACAGAUCCGGAUGGAGUCCGGGCCCACCAGGGUUGGUGAUGAGUAUUCAGAUCCUGCCCUCAUGAUCUAUUUGGGAGCAAGGAGAACUACCAUGCUGGGCAACAACUUUUCGGAAUACUAUGUGGAAGAACCACCACGAUUAGUCUUGGAUAAGCUCGAGAAGCUCGGCUACAGAGUGGUGACCAUGACUGGAGUCGGACAGACUCUGGUGUGGUGCCUUCACAAAGAGUCUAACGAGCUUGCUCAACAACCUACAGUGUCAUGAUAUAAAGUAUGU
Messenger RNA from Tachysurus vachellii, 406 nucleotides. It is a transcript of the gene gchfr, whose product is annotated as GTP cyclohydrolase I feedback regulator. The transcript is spliced from 3 exons. Gene Ontology annotation, molecular function: GTP cyclohydrolase binding. Gene Ontology annotation, cellular component: nucleus; cytoplasm. NCBI's taxonomy places the organism in Eukaryota, Metazoa, Chordata, Actinopteri, Siluriformes, Bagridae. The record is from RefSeq and is a predicted model, not a curated record. Bases 107 to 394 code for a protein of 95 amino acids. Gene Ontology annotation, biological process: negative regulation of biosynthetic process.